UCUGGUCUGGUCAAUAACUUCAAAUGUCGUUUCUAGAAUUUGUAAGACCCGGGCUGAAAGGGUGAAUACGUAACUUUACUUAUCCCAUCUUUUUUCUUCCUCCCUCUUCCUUAUCCUCUGCAAUUUUUAUCAAUUAUAUUAUCUCCUCCUCCUUCUCCUCCCUACUCGCCAUAGCCACAACUCCUCUUUCUUUGUGUCUCUUCACAGACACAAAGACACACCAACAUCACAUUCAAUAACAUGUCUAUGUCUCUUUCUCUUGUUCGUCUCUCUUGUUCCUCUCAUUCAAUUCCUCCCCAAUUACCAAAUUCUCGUACUGCCCGUUUCAGUUUCUGCCGCUAUAGACGCAGACACGUUUCUGCUUCAUCUUCCAUUCACCGUGGUCUCUUCAAAGUCCAUUCCCUUUCCAGCCUCGGCGGAGCUCAUGAGUUUGACAGCAUAAGCCAAAGGAGCCACGAUGAAGAAGAAGAUGACGAACAACAAAUUAGGACUAGGGCUAGUAAUGAACAUCAAGUAGACGAUGAAGAAGAAGAUGAAGAAGAAGAAUCUAUCAGCUCUUGUGUUUUCCCUGAAAGAUGGGAUGUCUUAGGUCUUGGACAAGCCAUGGUAGACUUUUCUGGCACAGUGGAUGACGAGUUCUUGAAGAAUUUAGGAUUAGAAAAGGGAACAAGGAGACUUGUAAAUCAUGAGGAAAGAGGUAGAGUUUUGCAGGCCAUGGAUGGUUGCAGCUAUAAAGCUGCCGCUGGUGGAUCGCUUUCUAAUACCUUAGUUGCCCUCGCAAGGCUUGGAGGUCGCUCCCUACAAGAUCCUGCUAUAAAUGUGGCAAUGGCCGGCAGUGUUGCGAGUGAUCUGUUGGGUGGUUUCUACAGGGAAAAAUUACGCCGAGCAAAUGUGCAAUUUCUGUCUGUGCCUAUCAAGGAUGCGACAACUGGAACAGUUAUAGUACUUACAACUCCAGAUGCUCAGCGCACAAUGCUUGCAUAUCAGGGCACAUCUUCAACCGUUAACUUUGACACUUCCUUGGCAAGUGCAGUUUCUAAGACCAACAUACUUGUUGUUGAAGGUUAUCUAUUUGAACUUCCCGAUACUAUUAAAACAAUAACAAAAGCAUGUAUGGAAGCUAGGAGUAAUGGUGCUCUGGUUGCAGUAACAGCUUCAGAUGUCUCCUGCAUUGAGAGACAUUUUGAUCAUUUCUGGGAGAUCAUAGGAAAUUAUGCAGAUUUAAUCUUCGCAAAUGUUGAUGAGGCGAGAGCUCUUUGUAAUUUUGAUGCAAAGGAGACCACUGUUUCUGUUACAAGGUAUCUAAGUCAGUUUGUCCCUCUAGUAUCUGUUACGGACGGUAUCAGAGGCUCUUACAUAGGUGUAAAAGGCGAAGCCGUAUACAUCCCUCCCUCUCCAUGUGUUCCAGUGGAUACCUGUGGUGCUGGUGAUGCAUAUGCUUCUGGUAUUCUGUAUGGUGUUUUACGAGGCAUGUCAGAUUUGAGAAGUAUCGGUACAAUAGCAGCUAAGGUUGCGUCCACUGUUGUUGCGCAGCAGGGAACGAGGCUUCGAAUUUCAGAUGCAGUUAAAUUGGCUGAAUCUUUUGCAUUUCAACUUGAUACAUCGACUGUUCGAUCUGAUGUCGGUACUGAUCAUAUUUCCAGUGUUUAAUUAGAUUGUAAACUUACAUUGAGUUCCAACAUUCUUUCAUAAGAUGAAAGAAGGAAUUUAUUCCUUUGAUUUAUUUCAAAAGUCAUGUAAAUACUUUCAUUGUAAAAAGAUAGCUAUAGCUAUGAUGACAAUUAAAUUAUUUAGAUUUCUGACCAUUCUUCA
Vicia villosa (hairy vetch) is the source of this 1812-nucleotide messenger RNA. RefSeq lists its product as uncharacterized. Bases 241 to 1650 code for a protein of 469 amino acids. The record is from RefSeq and is a predicted model, not a curated record. Gene Ontology annotation, molecular function: kinase activity. The transcript is spliced from 5 exons. NCBI's taxonomy places the organism in Eukaryota, Viridiplantae, Streptophyta, Magnoliopsida, Fabales, Fabaceae.